Ylistrum balloti is the source of this 5705-nucleotide messenger RNA. RefSeq names its product lipid droplet-regulating VLDL assembly factor AUP1-like. Gene Ontology annotation, molecular function: acyltransferase activity; ubiquitin binding. The coding region runs from base 90 to 1346 and encodes 418 amino acids. The transcript is spliced from 12 exons. The record is from RefSeq and is a predicted model, not a curated record. NCBI's taxonomy places the organism in Eukaryota, Metazoa, Mollusca, Bivalvia, Pectinida, Pectinidae.
GCAAAAUGUUUCCGAGUGUCUGAUGACUGUUUUUUCUUCGAGUAUUUCCCCUUUUCUUUUUUAGUCUGUUUUGUUUUUUUUAAUCAAUAAUGCAUAUAAGAAGACUAUUCGACCAUACCAGAUUUCCUGAUGGAAGUUCUGUGGUGCUAACUACAGUCUUCUUUCCAUUUGGGUUGGCACUGGUAAUCAUUCGAAUAUUCAUCAUGAUGCAUGCCUUACUGGUGUCUUGUAUCCUACCCAAGUGUCAAGCUACAAGCUUUAUCCUGAAAUCACUGUUUGGAGUUGUGGGUAUUCAAGUUAUGGUUCAGGAGGAUAAACGCAACAAACACCCCAACAAAAUUAAACCAAAAAUAGUUGUAGCCAAUCAUGUGUCUUAUCUAGAUCACAUGGUCAUCGAUCUUAUCCAGCCGAGUGUUGCACCUGAUGAAGUGGGUUUCUCUUCUUUCUACCGAUGGCUGUUUUCUUACCGUGACUUUGGGAUAGCUCAGGGAAAGGAACGUCUGGAAGAAAACAUAAAGAAAUAUCUUCAAGAUCAGAAUAUACCAGUAUUGUUUCUGCCAGAGGGAACUCCUACCAAUGGAUCAGGAAUUCUAAAAUUUAGAACAUUUCCAUUUUCACUUAAGGUUCCAGUGCUGCCUGUGAGCAUCUCUUACACAAGAUGGCCUCUCACUAUGCCAGUGUCUACUAUUAAAAGUACAAGAUUGAGUGAAUGCUUCUGGAUACUUUUCUACCCGUACACGAUCUUCAAGCUCCGGUUAUUGGAGCCAAUGGAACAAGAGGAAAAAGAAACAACAGAGGUGUUUGGGGAGCGAGUGAGGAAGAAGAUUGCUGUAAGUUUGGGAGUACCUGCAACCAAUUACACAGCUGGGGAUAAAGUAGAAUACCUUAAGAGACUCAGUGCUGAUCAAGUAAAUCAGGCCCAACGCAUCAGACAGAUAAAUCUACAAAGUCAAAGAGACAAUGGCACCAAGGAGAGUCAGACAAAUGGAGACAACUUUGUGAACACCAGCCCAGAAAUUAGAAAGAUGGCCCAGCAAGUGAAAGAUGUGUUGCCUACUGCAUCAAUGCCUCAAAUAAUUCGAGAGCUUGAAACAACUAAAGAUGUAGAUGCAGCAAUAACUAAUAUACUAGAGGGAAGCACAGCAGAAGAUACUAAAAAAUCUGAUACAAAAGACACCCCAAAAAUGGAGGAUAUAAAAACAGGCAUCUGUGCAUCUCAACAAAAAUACAAAUCCAACAUAUUUCCACGUACAGCACCUGAUCGCCAGCUAUCACUGGAUGAACGAAAGAAACUUAUGAUUGCAACAGCACGACAGCGCUAUAAGGAAAAACAUGGAUUGUUGUGAUCCUAUAGCCUGUAAACUAUUGUCUUCUGGUGCUUCUUGUUUUCUAUCAUAGAUUUAUAUUGACCUAAUGACCCAACAACUUAAUUUGGUUGUAUAAAAGUCACCUAAAACAAUGGAUUAUGUGGCAGUCUCUACACAGAGUAUGGUUUGCUGCGAACAGGAGGUAUAGUGCUUGUGUCAUGGAGUUUAAGUCUCUUUACUUGAAAACAGAACAUACACUGUAAUUUCACUGAAGUAUAGGUCUGUAUGAUAGUACACAUACAGUUCAAAUACUGCUUGUAAAUCAGCACAGAGAGUAGGCCACUUGUAUUAUAAUCAAAUACUGUAUUACAGAGACAUUUCCUCAACUUCUGAGAUGUUCUUACGUGACUUGUUGUCAUUGGUGAAUCGUAGCUUUGUCAGAGGGCACCAUUUUGUUUACUGGAGGAUACUAGUGACCAUUGACUUUGGUGUGUGAACCAUUUGCACACAGGAUAGUACAGAACACAGCUUGAAUGUGUCAAUUGGAUUCCCUUCUUCAUUUUGUUAUUGUCAAUGUGAAUUAGGUCAAUGAAGUACAACAGAUAGUGUUACAGAUAUACUCUCAGUGAUCAUUGGCUUGUUUAUAAUUAAUUAUUCGCAAUAAUGACUGGUAUUUGCCUUUCAUUGUAACUUGUAUAAGAUAUAGGUCACCAUAACUUAAACAGGAUAUAGGUCACUGUGACUUUUACACUAUAUAGAUCACUUUGACUUGUACAUUAAUAUUGGUCGUUGAUUACAUUAUAUAAGGUUGGUGACAUUCACAGGAUAAAGGUCACUGAAAUAUACAAAAUACUAGUAAAUGUGACAUGUGCAUGAUAUUGGUCACAGUGACUUGUACAUUAUAUAGGUCACUGGUCACAAUGACUUGUGCAUUACAUAGGUCACUACAACUUUAACAGGAUAUAGGUGUUGCAGUUGCACAGGAUAUAGAUCACAGCAUACAGAUACAUUAUGCUGGUCUCAGUGACUUGGACAGGGUAAGUUUUACUAAAACAGUUUAUAGGUCACUGAGACUUGUACAUGAUUACAGAAAUAUGUAGAGAAUAGGUCAAUAUGACUAUAGAGGAUAUAGGUCACUUGACUUGUUUGCAAGGUACAAGUAAUUGUUUGUAGAGAUUGAUAUCAUACAAAAACUAAAUUUAGGAGUACAAAGACAUCUUAGUUCAACAAUACUUAUCUUGUUCAGAAGAUUACACUGAGGGAGCAUAAAGCGAGUGUUGUAGACAUCAGUGCUGCAAUAGUGUGCUAGUGUUAACCUUGAUCACUUAUACAGGUAGGUACUUACUGUACUUCUGUCACAUCAGCCAGUGAUGUAGACAUCAGUGUUGUACUAAUGUGUGCGAGUGUUGACCUUAAUUACUUAUACAGGUAGGUAAUUACUGUACUUCUGUCACAUCAGCCAGUGAUGUAGACAUCAGUGCUGUACUGGUGUGUGUGAGUAUUAACCUUAAUUACUUAUACAGGUAGGUACUUACCAUACACAUUAUGCAUGAUCACAGUGCAGAUGCAUUAGUAGUGCUGUCUCGCAGUGACUGUUGAACUAAAUUGGAUUUCUUGAAGUUAUUUUAGAGCUCUUAUGAUAGCAUGUAGUAGAUGUUGGAAAGAAUGAAGUUUCCUGGGGACUUUGUUGGAGAAUUUGAUUCCUGGAGAUGUUUGGGAGAACAAAUUUUCUUGCGACAAAGGUGGAGAAAUUGUUUUCCUUCCAACUUGUUCAGAAGUUGAUUCCUGGGGAAAGUAAAACGUAUCUAUUUUUUCCCGAAGAGCAUGAGAAGAAUGAGAUUCUUAAGAUGUGAGUAGAAUGACUUUAGGGACUGUAGAGAAAUAGAUUCCAAAGAUAUGAGAAGAAUGAUCCUGGGGACUGUAUAGAGGCAGAUUCCUAAGAUAUGAGAAGAAUGAUCCUGGGGACUGUAUAGAGGCAGAUUCCUGUGAGAAAAGUGAUUUGAGGGCCUGUUUAGAAGGAGUUUCCAAAACCAAAGAUGUGAGAAGAAUGAUUGGGGAGACUAUAUAGAGGCAGAUUCCUUAGAUGCAAGAAGAAUGGUUUUAGGGACUCUAUAGAGGCAGUUUCCUGUGGAAACUGUAUGUAAAAUACUUGGUGAUUGUUAGAGUAAAUCUGAUUCCUGUUGAGAACAGAUAUCAAUAAACAAAUUUCUUCAUUUUAGUCAGAAUCAUUUUAGUCAUCACAUAUAUAGGUGUUGUUCUUUUCUGAAUUUUUGACAAGGUAACAUAUGUCUACAGAAGGACAUUGGUCUCUAAUCCAUCAAGCUCUGUUUCUAAUCAAAAUCAUGGAGUACAAUAUCAAGUCCUGGACUUUGAUAAGACUGUUGACACAGUCUGGUGUUCCAGCUCUGCAAUUUGGGUGUUUUGAUAAUGUUUCAUUUCAUAUCAAAAUGUUCAUAUUUCACACAGCUGUAAUCCUGUUCUGUAUUUUAUUGGAAAAUGACUUUAUUUGUGUCUUCAAUACAUUUAAUGUACAAUGAACUUCAAUUCACGGUUGUCUCCCUUUGCAAAAUUUAUACAAUAAUAAAAAGAAGUUUGUAUUCAUCUUUAUUUUAAGCUUAAAAAAGCGUGUCAAAUGAUAGCAAUACAUUUGUACAUAAUUUAUUAUCAUUGCUUAGAUCAAGAACCAUCUUCAAUCCCCACAAAUUCCUUAAAACUAUGGUACCUAUAGAGGGUUUCUACUGGUGCACCAGGAUUCAUUUUCAUUCCUACAAAUUCCUGUUCUUAAAACUAUGGUACCUGUAGAGGGUUUCUACUGGUGAACCAGGAUUCAUUUUCAUUCCCUCAACUUCCUGUUCUUAAAAUUAUGUUACCUAAGUUAAAGAACUAUCUUACAAAUUUCAAAUUAAUGAUGCCUUGUUGAUAAACAUAAUAAAUUUUCAAACUCAGAAUUUUUAAUGCUUGAAGUUAAAAAGAAACUGGAUAAUGGGCCUGUGAUUUCAGGCCUGAUGAAGUCCCUGCAGUAUUAUAAUAGUGUUUCACUCGGACAUCUUUUAAGGUGACACCAUAUACAUAAUAUUGUGUAAAUGAUGUCGCAUGAUUGUUUUGGUGGUGAAAAAUGUAUCGUCUGAAUUAAAAUUCAGUUGUCUGAAAGGGAAAUCAGUGUGAGAGUUUAUGUUGGAUUUCUCAAAAACAUGAGAAAGACAUUUAUAUCAAUGAAAUAUGGAAUUUAAUACAUUUCAUCAGACUACUUUUUGAUAAGGCUUGGAACUUUUCAAAACAUUGAACUUUUUGUAUAAGCUUGUCGAAGUGAUUCCAGUGACACACUGGUCUUGUUUUCAAAAUCAUUUGAAAGAAUUGUUGGAUUUCUGCAACAUGUAUAACAAUAUUGGUGUGACUUACCAUUUUUAAUUUUUAUCAAUGAUAUGGAUAAUUAGUAGAUUUUUUUUGUCUUUAGUAACUUUGAUUUGAGGAUGGAGGUAAAUAUUUUACAAGUUCUAGUUUUUCUAGUACUUGUAGGUUGAUGUUUCAUCUGUUAGGGUAUUGAUUCACCACUAAUUGAUGAAGUUACGUAUACUAGAACGGGUAAUUACUUUAUACAUCUAUACUAGUGUGUAAUUAUUACAGCCAGGAGUCUUCUUUUUUUUAUGUAUGUUACAUAUGUUACACAAUUUCACAAUGAAGUACUGGUAUUUUGGUGAAGUAUUUUGUUUUAAACCUUAUUUAAUUAAAGCAGUAUUUUUUCCCCUAACAACGCUUUUGUUCUAAAGUGUUUCAUGCUAAGACAAGAAGGCAUGAAAUCAUUUUUAGAUUCAGCCAUCUUUGACAACCAAGGGACCUGCAAUUGAUAUGCCAAUUUUCCAAUCUUAUCUAUAUUCUUGUUAAAUGUUUCUUAGCAAAUUAAAAUGUUCUACAUCUUUAAAUAGGCCUGUUAAUUAAGCAGUGAUACUGCAGUUAUCAUUAUGAAAGACAUCACAAGUAAUUCCAUAACAUGUUCAAGACCUUUCUAUUUGUAUCAUUGGCAGUUGUACACAGCCUUUACAUUUACUUCGACAUACUUUAGAAUAGAAGGUAAGGCUAUCAAGUGUGGGACCCAUACUUUAGAAUAGAAGGUAAGGUUAUCAAGUGUGGGACCCAUACUUUAGAAUAGAAGGUAAGGUUAUCAAGUGUGGGACCCAUACUUUAGAAUAGACGAUAAGGCUAUGAAGUGUGGGACCCAUACUUUAGAAUAGACGAUAAGGCUAUGAAGUGUAGAACCCUUGUGUAUUGAAGAUUCAUGCUGUCUUUUUUCUUCUAUCUGUAGCAAUUUAUUCAAUACCACAAUAUCCAUCUCUGUUUAGUUCCUUGUUCUUUCAGAACUUAACUAUUUUUUGACAAUAAAUUGAAUGCUAUGAACUUGAA